Molecule: messenger RNA, 3351 nt
Organism: Ficedula albicollis (Collared flycatcher)
Lineage: Eukaryota; Metazoa; Chordata; Aves; Passeriformes; Muscicapidae
Gene: CASS4
Product: Cas scaffolding protein family member 4
Biological process (GO): cell surface receptor protein tyrosine kinase signaling pathway; cell migration
Cellular component (GO): cytoplasm; plasma membrane
Molecular function (GO): protein binding
Source: RefSeq, a predicted model, not a curated record
ACCUUUUCCUGUGGAACUCUGGAGGUGCCUUGGGCUGCUGUGAAAGCCAAGACUGCUUGGAAACCAGGAAAGCCUGGCUGUGCAACCCUGCCCUGCUGGCACUGUGGCUGUGCUGUCUUAUCAAGGCUGUGCAGCUCCUCCUUGUGCCAGAGCCCUGAUCUCACUCUGCAAAAGAGGAAACAGCAGCACAGCACAGGGCUCAGACUCCCCUGCAAUAAGUUGGUGACAGAAACAACGGCAAAUCCCACUUGCACAUCAAUUUUCUCACUUCGAGUCACCAGAAGGGCUUUUUUUUGGUUUUUAUUGUCCUCAUCUUCUGUCAUCUCAGAUACUAUCUUAGGUGAGAACCUUGUUCUCAAGCUACAAGUGCUGUUAGGGGCAGAGCUGUCAGAUGGACUCUGCUGAGGGGGAGUUCCGUGCCUGGGCACGGCUGGAGUGUCCCCACCCCGCUGUAAUUCUCUGUAUUGCUAGGUGGGGAUUGGCAACCAUGGAUGCAAGCCCAAGGAGCAACACAGCUGCACAGCACAGCCUGGCCAAGGCGCUCUACGACAACAAGGCCGAGUGCUCGGACGAGCUGGCGUUCCGCAGGGGCGACAUCCUGACGGUGCUGGAGCAGCAGGUGCCGGGCAGCCGGGGCUGGUGGCGCUGCUCCCUGCACGGCCGCCGCGGCCUGCCCACCUACGAGAGGAUGGAGGGCUGGCUGCGGCCGCCCGGCCCGGCCCGACCCGGCUACCAGGCGCCGGCCCUGGCGGCGCGGCUGCUCAGCGACAGGACCGCGCGCCCCGCGCACCAGCACCUGUUUACCCUCCCAAGAGCCUGCCGGGCUUCAGCCCCAAACAUCAGGGGGGAGGUGUAUGAUGUCCCCUCCAUGCAGCACUGCAGGUCCCUGCUCUCACAGAGUGGUGCCACUCCCCCCAGCACCCGGAAGAGCUCCAUGCUGGGCAGAUCCACUGAGAGCUUCCAGGCAGAGCAGAAGCAGCUUUACAACAUCCCAUCCAAGCCAGAAAAGGCAGGAGCUGGCAGCCAGGACUCCCCAGCAGGCAAUAGUGGUGCCACUCCCCCCAGCACCCGGAAGAGCUCCAUGCUGGGCAGAUCCACUGAGAGCUUCCAGGCAGAGCAGAAGCAGCUUUACAACAUCCCAUCCAAGCCAGAAAAGGCAGGAGCUGGCAGCCAGGACUCCCCAGCAGGCAAUUUAUAUGACGUCCCUCCCAAAAGAGAGCUCGAUGACUCAGAAAAUAAAUCUCAGAAGAAGUGCUGGGGCCAUUACAACACUUUGCCAAACCCUCGGAAAUCAGAAUGGAUUUACGACAUCCCAGUAUCACCCGAAAAUUCCGGAUUCCAACCAAACCCUGCGGGCCGGUGUGUGGAGAAGCAGGUGCUGUAUGACAUCCCCCCAGCCAGGUUCAAGGCUGCAGCCACAAGCACUGAGGCCACGGCUGGAAAUGCACAGCUGUACGAUGUCCCGCCAGCGCAGCGGAAAGCAGCGCUUCCAGAAACGCCCCUCUACGACGUCCCAUCCUCACGGGACGUGCUCCUGCUGCCACACAGCAGCAGCUCCGAGGCGCCCCCCAGCCUCCUGCCUGCCCAGGCCGGCGACCACAACUCUGAGGAGAACGUUUAUGACAUUCCCAAAGGUUUGCCCAGUGCCGGGCACUCCAAGAAGGAGAUGGAGAACAACAGUGAUGGUUUUGGAGACCAAGCACGCGGUGCUUCUCCACAGCUCUCGAUGGAUGCCAGCUCAGAAAACAACAAUUUGUGUGUCUCCGGUGUGGAGAGCAGAAGCAGCACUCUGUCCUCAUCCUCCAGCUCUUCUGCUGAGUUGUUUUCUACGUUGUCACCAUCAGCAGAGCCUGUCCAAGAAAUCAAACUGGAGCUGGAGGCAGCCAUCGAGACCCUGACCCGGCUGCAGCACGGCGUGUCCAGCUCCAUCGCCAGCUUAAUGAUCUUUGUCAGCAGCAAGUGGAGAUUGCAGGAGCACCUGGAGGAAAGCCUGGAGGAGAUCCACAGAGCAGUGGACCACAUAAAGGUGUCCAUGGGAGAGUUCCUGGCCUUCGCUCAAGCCCUGAAGGGAAACGCCUCCAACCUCACGGAUAACAACCUGCAGGCCAGACUUAAAAAGCAGCUGGAAAUCCUCGUGAACUCCUACAAAAUAUUGACAGAAACGAGGGAAGCUCUCAACAGCUGCAGCUGGUCCCUGGAGGCUUUGGUGCUGAAGAAGCCCCAGAACAACCCUGACGACCUGGAUCGCUUCGUUAUGGUGGCCAGGACAAUUCCAGACGACAUCAAGAGGUUUGUGUCCAUCAUCAUCGCCAACGGGAAGCUGCUCUUCAGGAAGAAUGAGAAGGAGCAAGAAAAGAAGCAACCAAAAGUGAACCUGGAAUGCAAAAUGGCAAAACAAAUCCCAGUGCCAAGAAGAGUAGAAAUUGAGUCACUCCAGAGAAAUGCUCCUGAGAAAUCCAGCCAAAGCCGGGUCCCUGAGGAGAAACCCGAAGAAAGUUCCAGUGAGGAUUGUGAUUAUGUCCAGUUACAGGUUUUGCCAUGUGCAAAAAAGACUGAAAAUGCCAGCAGGCAGGAGCCUGCCCGGAAAAUCCCCCUCCCCGAGCACUGCAGGCUGUGCUUCGCCGCCCUGCACAAAGCCAUCGGCGUGUUCAGCGCCAGCCUCAGCAGCCAGCAGCCCCCCGAGAUCUUCAUCUCCCACAGCAAGCUCAUCAUCAUGGUGGGGCAGAAGCUGGUGGAUUCUCUGUGCCAGGAGACCCAGGAGAGGGAGGCCAGGAGCGACAUCCUGCACGGCAGCAGCCGCUUCUGCAGCCUCCUCAAGAGCCUGGCGCUGGCCACCAAGAGCGCGGCGCUCAAAUAUCCCGACGCCGAGGCCACCAGGGAGCUGAGGGAGCAGGCAGAGCAGCUGGCAGCCUACAGCCAGCAGUUCAGAGCCUCCAUGGACUGACACUGCCACUGCCACUGCCACUGCCACUGCCACGGCCCGGCUGCCCCGGCCACCGAGCCGCACGCGGAACUCCCGCCAGGAAUUGCGGGUGAAAUGUCAGCAGGUGAACAUCCCCACACUCAGAAUUCCCACCAGGAAUUCCCUGGGUGAGCUGUUAGCAGGUGAACAUCCCCACACUCAGAAUUCCCACCAGGAAUUCCCUGGGUGAGCUGUUAGCAGGUGAACAUCCCCACACUCAGAAUUCCCACCAGGAAUUCCCUGGGUGAGCUGUUAGCAGGUGAACAUCCCCACACUCAGAAUUCCCACCAGGAAUUCCCUGGGUGAGCUGUUAGCAGGUGAACAUCCCCACACUCAGAAUUCCCACCAGGAAUUCCCUGGGUGAGCUGUUAGCAGGUGAACAUCCCCAC